This is a messenger RNA of Capronia coronata CBS 617.96, 3264 nucleotides long. RefSeq lists its product as uncharacterized. The record is from RefSeq and is a predicted model, not a curated record. The transcript has 3 exons. Lineage: Eukaryota; Fungi; Ascomycota; Eurotiomycetes; Chaetothyriales; Herpotrichiellaceae. Gene Ontology annotation, cellular component: plasma membrane; Golgi apparatus; cytoplasm. Gene Ontology annotation, biological process: phosphate ion transport; cellular response to phosphate starvation. The coding region runs from base 1 to 3264 and encodes 1087 amino acids. Gene Ontology annotation, molecular function: inositol hexakisphosphate binding.
AUGAAGUUCGCAAAGGAACUUGAGGACGAGGCCGUCCCAGAAUGGAGGGUCAAAUAUCUUGAUUACAAGCAAGGCAAAAAGAAAAUCAAGGCCAUCUCGAAAGCGCUACGGAACCUGAACAGAACGCCUGGCACUCCCGUCCGCCCAGCUCUACUCCCCGAAGACACCUCGGAAAGGAUACCCUUCACACACUAUGACUUCCAUCGUCCGCGGCCGUAUACCGCUCAGUCAUUGCCCGAUGUUGCAGGGACUGGUCGGGAGCAAGCUGAAGACCACUCCCAACGGCCAGGUACUGCACAGGCUAGCCGGACUUUGUUCGCACAUUCGCCGCCUAUUCUCAUCCCCAUUGCUCGAGGUGAAAGCAAUGAGGCAACACUGGAGAGAAGACCACUACACAAUGACGAUGCAUACAUUCCAAAUAGGAGGCAGAUGAAUUAUGGGAGCAUUGUGGGCACUCCACCGUUAGAGGAAACGCCGGGACAAUUUGCGGCUCUUGAACUGCCCGAUCCUGCACUGAGCCCAGCCCGGACUCGAACAGGUGCCGACGGCGAGAUACCACCCGCUCUUGAUGGUCUACCGUUGCCCGAAGCUGCCCAGGCACCUCCAGCUCCUGACGCAUAUCAUGUCGGUGAAACCACACCUCGUCAUAAGCACAACGUUGGGGGAACUCUUUCCAAAGCCAUGUUCAAGGCUCGACACGCUGCCAAGAGGCAAUCAAUACCUGGCACGAAGCAGAACACUCAACCUCGUUCUUCGCUCAGGAGGUUCUUCUCCGCCUAUCCUCUGGAUGAGCCCCGGGAAAACGAUGUCCAGCUCGUGGCCUAUAGAGAUCUCGACAUGAAACAGGACGAUUUCUUCGCCUUUCUGGACAGGGAACUGGAGAAGAUUGAAUCGUUUUACAAGAUCAAAGAGGAAGAGGCGACGGAACGUCUCCGAAUGCUUCGAGGUCAAUUGCAUGAGAUGAGAGAUCGCAGACUGACGGAAAUCAUCAAGUCGAAGCGGACCAAGGAACCAUCUCAGCAGCAUCUUGUUGACCUAGAUCUACCUCUGAAUGGGCGACCAAGAAUACCAAACAAGGAGGACGCGCACUCCAACGGAAAUGGUUCAACCUUCAUCAAGAAGCCGAUCGAAGAGGCUCUGGGUCGUCGCACGACCAUUGGUAAGACCUCACAAGCAAUGCAGCAGUUGAGUUCUCCUCCCGGACCGAAGGCACAAAACCGAGCCAAUGAUUCGAAGCAAGACUAUGUUCGACACAAGCGUACAAACGAUGUUCCAUACAGAUACGCCAAGAGACGGCUCAAGCUGGCAUUGCAAGAAUACUACCGCGGGCUGGAAUUGCUCAAGUCCUAUGCCCUCCUCAACCGAACAGCGUUUCGCAAAAUAAACAAGAAAUACGACAAGCUUGUGCAGGCUAGGCCGCCACUUCGAUACAUGGCAGAGAAGGUGAAUGACGCUUACUUUGUACAAAGCGAUGUGGUUGACAAUCUCCUGAUGGCGGUGGAAGACUUAUAUGCUCGGUAUUUUGAGCGUGGGAAUCAUAAAAUUGCUGUCCGAAAGCUUCGGUCUAGAUUGGGUACCGGCGACCAGUCAGGAACCACAUUCCGCAAUGGCCUCUAUGUCGCGGCGGGCACUUGUUUUGGCAUAUCUGGUCUAGUUCAAGCCGUGACUCUGCUUGCCGAGUCGCAUCCACCGGUAUCGACAAACACGAGCUACCUGCUACAACUCUAUGCCGGCUACUUCCUGGGGCUUCUGCUGUUCCUUCUAUUCUGCCUUGACUGUCGAAUUUGGACCAAGGCGCAUAUCAACUACGUCUUCGUCUUCGAAUUCGACACCCGACAUGUUCUUGACUGGCGCCAGCUAUCCGAGCUACCUUGUUUCUUUUUGUUUCUGAACGGGCUUUUCGUCUACAUCAACUUCCAGCAAGACCCUAAUGACUGGUUCUAUCUCUACUGGCCGGUCGUGCUCAUAGCCGUCACAUUGGUGAUCAUGGCUCUUCCGUUCAAGGUGUUGUACUAUAAUGCGAGAAGGUGGUGGGGUUAUUCGAACUGGAGACUGUUGCUGGCUGGUCUGUAUCCUGUGGAAUUUCGAGAUUUCUACCUGGGCGAUAUGUAUUGCUCGGAGACCUACGCCAUGGGGCAGAUCGAAGUCUUCUUUUGUUUGUACGCCACCGACUGGUCCAACCCGGUGAAGUGCAACUCAAAUCACUCGCGUCUGUUGGGCUUCUUCACCGCCCUUCCCGCCGUAUGGCGUGCAUUCCAAUGUCUGCGCCGAUACUACGAUACCCGCAACUGGUUUCCUCACCUCGCCAACUUUGUCAAAUACCUCGGCAACAUGUCAUAUUACAUGACAUUGUCGCUCUAUCGUAUCGACAUGACCAACCAAAUGAAGGCAGUCUUCAUCACCUUCGCAGCUGUCAACGGGAUGUACUCUUCCUUCUGGGAUGUCUGCAUGGACUUCAGUCUUGGAAACCCGUAUGCCAAGCAUCCAUUCCUACGCGACCACCUCGCGUACAAGAAAGUCUGGGUCUAUUACGUUGCGAUGGUGGUCGAUGUGGUCCUCAGACAGCAGUGGAUCAUGUACGCCAUCUUCACAACCAACCUGCAGCAUUCCGCCUACCUUUCUUUCUUCGUCAGCCUUGCCGAAGUUAUCCGGAGAGGAAUGUGGUCCUUGUUCCGUGUCGAGAACGAGCACUGCAACAACGUCGGAAAGUUCCGCGCCUCACGAGACAUCCCCUUACCCUAUGACAUCCCCGAAUCGCCUGGAAUAACAAGCAAGACUCCGUCACCUGACCAGACAAGACAACUCCAGUCUCUACCAGGCGAACAACCUGUCCAACCAGACCUGCAGCACCAUGCUACAGGAGUUGACGUGGAGCAGCAACAGCCCGCCGUGGCUGCCUCGCCGUCCCUUCGGCACCGCAAAGCUCCAACGCCUUCAACUCCUCGCACCCCAGGCAUGCGCGCCCUGCAACGCGUUGGCACGGUCAUUGCGGCCGCGCACGCGCAAGACUUCGAGAAACGGCGUAGACCUGAAGUCGAGGGACCUGAAGGCGCUGAAAACCGAAGCAUACACACCGCUAAUAGCAGCGACGAUGAUGACGAUGACGAUGAUGACGACGACGAUGACGAAGCCGCCGAGGACGACGGUGGAGAUGAAGAGGUCGCGGAGCUCCGUCGCCAGGAGCGACAGGAACGGGAAAUCGAGGAAACUGAAGUCGCAGAGGCUGAAAGGUUGGUGAGGCGAGCCAGGGGCGAUGAUGGUUGA